AUGUUCAACAACACUAUCAACAAGUUGUUUAUAUUGCUGUUGUUGUACUUGUGUCAUGUCAUUGUUGGACUUGUCAUGUUCAUCAAGACCGGAAUUUGCAACUUCUCAGAGUUCAAGAUUUACCCAGCCAAGGGUAUCAAGUACGUUCGUGGCGACUCGAAGACUUUUACCUUCAUCAACGCCAAGAACGAGUCGUUGUUCUUCAGAAAGAUCAACCCAAGAGAUGUCCCCUGGACCUCUGUCUACCGCAGAAUCAACAAGUCUGUGUCGGUCGAGACUAACACCAAGAAGAAGACCAAGAAGACCCAGAAGUUCGAGCGUUCGAUCGUCGGUGCCUCUCUUGAGGUCAUCAAGCAGAAGAGAGAGCAGAAGCCAGAGUUCCGUGCUGCUCAGCGUGAGGCUGCUCUGAGGGAGAUCAAGGAGAAGAAGAAGGCUGCCGCCACCGCCAAGCCAGCUGCCAAGCCCGCCGCCAAGACCGUCGCCAAGGCUGCCAAGAAAUAA
This is a messenger RNA of Acytostelium subglobosum LB1, 501 nucleotides long. RefSeq lists its product as hypothetical. The record is from RefSeq and is a predicted model, not a curated record. Lineage: Eukaryota; Evosea; Eumycetozoa; Acytosteliales; Acytosteliaceae. The transcript is spliced from 2 exons. Gene Ontology annotation, molecular function: mRNA binding; structural constituent of ribosome. The coding region runs from base 1 to 501 and encodes 166 amino acids. Gene Ontology annotation, biological process: cytoplasmic translation. Gene Ontology annotation, cellular component: cytosolic large ribosomal subunit.